Messenger RNA from Durio zibethinus, 2993 nucleotides. Its product is annotated as protein NBR1 homolog. Gene Ontology annotation, molecular function: protein binding; zinc ion binding. Lineage: Eukaryota; Viridiplantae; Streptophyta; Magnoliopsida; Malvales; Malvaceae. The record is from RefSeq and is a predicted model, not a curated record.
AGGGGAAACGAAUAAACGAGGGAGAUGACCCAAAGCCCGUAAAAGUCAAUGAAAUUUCUUAUUGCCUAAGCCACACUACACGCGAUAAAUGAAAAAUUGCUUUCUUCCGAUUGGAAUAGAAAGAGAAACAGCUUACGCCAGAAGGAAUAGCGCAGCUUCCGUUCCGUAUACUCGGUUACUCCCACACAAUAUACAAGCACAAGAAAGAAACCUUCAAAAACUCAAAGAUCGUCUCCGAUUUAAUCGUUUCGGACACUUUGAAUGAUUAGCCUUUGCUAGGGUUAGGGUUGGGGUUUUCGUUUUCUUUUUCUUUUUCCUUUUGAGAUUAAAAAUUAUUUUCUCUCUACAGCUUUGCUGAUAUUCAUCCCCUAAGCGAUGGAAUCCAAUCUCGUUAUCAAGGUUAAGUAUGGAGAUACUCUUAGGCGUUUCAAUGCUUGUAUUGGUGACGGUGAACAGCUGGAUCUUAAUAUGGCUGGACUGAGGACAAAAAUUAUUGGGCUUUUCAAUUUUCCUGUUGGUAGUGAACUUACUCUGACAUAUAUUGAUGAAGAUGGGGAUGUUGUUACCCUUGUUGAUGAUGAUGAUCUGCGUGAUGUGAUGAGGCAACGCCUCAAAUUCUUGAGGAUUGAUGUGCAGCUGAAUAAUGAUAAGCAUGGUAAACCUUAUGCCAGAUUAAGUGGCAGUUCUACUCCUUUGAGAUCCCCAUCUGUUCAGCCUCCAUUGGCAAGCUUUAAUGCUGGUGCUGCUAAUGUAUUGAAAUCUGUACCAGAGCCUCUACGUGAUGCCCUAAGUGAAGUUUUUUCAAAGCUUUCCUUUGAUGUUGCUUCAAAAGCUGCAUCCGCUAGUCCUGUGUUGGGUGAUCUUGUGGAGUGCUUGUCUAAGAUGGGACAAUCCCAUCUGAGUCCUGUUAACCAGUUUGGAGCUACUGCUGAUUCAAGCACGCCUGUUGGAUCUUCUGAGAGCCCCUAUGCCCCAACUGACCCAGAUCCUUUGAGGGGAGGUGGCUUACAAGCAGUUUUACCAAAAUUUACAGUUGUUGAUUCAAGUUGCAAGGCUAGCAAGGAAGCCAACGCUGGAAUUGCAACAGGAGGUCUGGAUGUUCCUGCCAUUUCUGGUCAUGCUGCUGUUGAUUUGAAUGUUGACCCUCCUUCUGAUGCCAAGCUGACUGUAUGUGCUACCAUAUCCUCUGUACCUUCUGCAUCAAACGGUUUUGCUUGUAAUGACAAGGAAAACACUAAGGAGAAUAAUGGUCUUAACAAGGGGAAGAGUGUUAGCUUUGUGACGUCAACUCCCUUUAUUGAUACCUCAAGGAAAUAUUUUGCUUUCAAUGAGAUGGGUACGGAUACUACAAAUGAAUGUCCCUUCAGUGGAGUGCCAGUGGCAAACAACCCUGUUGUGCCUCCUUCACACCAUCCCUUGAGUCCAAGUAAAAGGAGCUUUGUUUCGACUGAUGGAAACGUCACACUUGGUACAUUCCACAAGGGAAUUCAAUGUGAUGGUUGUGGGGUUUAUCCCAUUACUGGACCUCGGUUCAAGUCCAAAGUUAAAGACAAUUAUGAUCUAUGCAGCAUCUAUUCUAAAAUGGGAAAUGAAACUGAUUACAUCAGAAUGGACAGGCCUAUGUAUUACCGGCAUCCAUCGUGUCGCAAGGCAUCAAAUGAUCAUAUUCCAAGGGUUGGUGGCCCAGCACUCCCACAUGUGUUGAGGAAUCGUGUACUGAAGUCAGGUUGGCCUAAGCUAGAAAGUUGCUUCAUCUUGGAUGUCAAUGUACGGGAUGGGACUGUAAUGGCUCCAUCUACGCCAUUUACAAAGAUCUGGCGUAUGCGCAACAAUGGUACUCUGCCUUGGUCUCAUGGGAUGCAACUUGUCUGGAUUGGGGGAGACAAUUUAAGUAAUGCAGCGUCAGUUGAUUUAGAGAUUCCUGCUGAUGGUGUACCUGUUGAUGGGGAACUUGAUAUUGCUGUUGAUUUUACUGCACCACAGUUGCCUGGUCGAUAUAUUUCUUACUGGAGGAUGGCAACUCAAUCUGGCAUAAAAUUUGGGCAACGUGUUUGGGUUCUCAUCCAUGUUGAUGCCUCCCUGAAGGAUACGAUUAGUGAUAACCUUGAGGGCUUGAACUUGAAUUUGCCCCCUGAUAGCAGUGGCCCAAGAGUCUCUGAGAUUGUAGAUAUGAAUGUUGAUUUUCUUACAGAGCUUUGCAACUCUUAUGCUGGCACGGGGCAAGUGAAGCCCAUGGUUAAUGAACAGUCAACGAAGGAGAAGACAGUAAACAACAGUGAUGUCCCAACCCCUAUUCCUACAUCUUCAUCCGUGACUUAUCCCGUUGUUGACCAAGGUGCUGUAAUUCCUGUUUUCCAACCGCCCACAUUAUCUUCAUCUGCAGCAUAUUCCAUCAUUGACCAAGGUGUCGCAGCCCCUGCUUUUCCACAAACACCAUCUUCAUCAGUGUCUUAUCCUAUCAUUGAUCUAUCAGAAGUAGCUCCUGCUGGACCCUCACAAUUGCUACCCCCUGCAUUAUGUGAACAAGCACCAUCUGAAGAGAAGAGCGAAAAUACCGUUGAGCAGACUCUACUUAAGGAACUUGAAGAUAUGGGAUUCAAGCAGGUUGAUUUGAACAAGGAGAUAUUGAGGAUGAAUGAAUACGAUCUGGAGAAGUCUGUUGAAGAUCUUUGUGGGGUAGCUGAAUGGGAUCCAAUCCUUGAGGAGUUGCAGGAAAUGGGUUUCUGUGAUGCGGAAAUGAACAAGAAGCUGCUGAAGAAGAACAAUGGGAGCAUCAAGGGAGUUGUCAUGGAUCUUCUAACUGGAGAAAGGGCUUAAACGAAGGAUGAUGGUUCUGUGUUAUGGAUGGGCUUUAUAUAUAUAUAAAUAAAUAAAUAAAAUGAAGUGUGCUUCUUCUAAACAUUUUCAAGUAGUUUUAAUUUUAGUUUUGGAGGGGUCUUUUAGGCUCACUACUAUAUGCAGCCAGAGAGCUGUAUGCAUUUUGCUGUUUCUUU